AUGAGUUUAAUCAUAGAUGUGCAAGGAUUCAAGAUAGAAAAUAACAAAUUCAUUGUCAAAGAGUUUGCAGCCUUCGAUGGAGUGAAAAUUUGCCAUUAUAUUUUCAAACCACCAUUUCCACUUAACUUUUUACCUCCGAAUUUACAAAAGCAGGCUAAUUGGCUGGUUCGUAAUUUCCACUGCCUAGAAUGGAAGGAUGGAUUUACCCCAUUACAUCAGUUUGGAAAUAUCUUGAAAAGUCUAUGUGAUGGAGUCGAUCUAAUACAUAUCAAAGGAAGGGAGAAAGCUGAAUAUAUUCGACGGUUCACUUCUGUUCCAGUAGUUGAGUUCGAUGAACAACCUAUUUUACAACAGUCCGAACCAAGAUGUUUUUAUCAUACGAAUUCAAAUUGCAUGUAUUUUACUGAAUAUGCGGUCGUCACACAUUCUCGCAAAGAUAUCCACCAGAUGUUCGGUUUUACAAACAUGCGGGUAGCAGUUGCGGGCUUUCUCUAUAUCGCGCAACCUUAUAAUAUGAGAGAAGUAUUCAUAUGUUUCGAUAGUAAUGGUACACGAAAUGAAAGUUGGCCUUCUAAAUGGGCAAGAAUGGAGUCAACUACAAUGAAUAAUGUUUCAACCCUCAAAUCACGCAUACCCACCAAUAGUACCAUGUACAAGUUGCGAUUGCGAAAGGGCAGUGGCUCCACCAUUGAUUCUGACUGGUGUGAACUAUAUCCAAACCCCCACUACUUCAUGAUAGAAAUAUAA
Phaedon cochleariae (mustard beetle) is the source of this 747-nucleotide messenger RNA. Lineage: Eukaryota; Metazoa; Arthropoda; Insecta; Coleoptera; Chrysomelidae. The record is from the annotation of a GenBank genome assembly.